Molecule: messenger RNA, 2698 nt
Organism: Kickxella alabastrina
Lineage: Eukaryota; Fungi; Kickxellomycota; Kickxellomycetes; Kickxellales; Kickxellaceae
Exons: 17
Coding region: 76-2586 (836 amino acids)
Source: RefSeq, a predicted model, not a curated record
CUCAUAUGGAGUGGCCCGCGCCGCAGCAGCACUUUGGGCCAGACAUCGCCAUCAUCAUCUCCGUCAUCGCCGCCGAUGCCAAUGUCUGCAGCUGCAUUUUUUUCUGAAGAAUCUGGGGCCGAAAAACCGCAGGACCACAGUUCUCGCAAUGCCACCAACUCGGCGAGGGCGGCAUCGAUCCGCUCGAGUGCUAGAAGCAGCAUGUUGUUUGGAGACGGUUUUUUCGACAACAUGCCACAGGUCGCCACCACAUUUACAGGAGGUGCGCGCCCAAUCGAGGCUCGCGGAAAGGCUCAGGCUCAGGCUCAGGCUCAGGCUCAAACACAAGCUCAGUCUCAGCAGCCAGGGUCAUCGCGGGUGCGGUCACGCUUUUAUGGUGUGCCCGCAUCCAUGUCUGGACGCAAGAACGUGCUCAAUAUGCUGCGACCGCUAGCUACCCGAGACAUGCCCAGCGAAGCGCCUAGCAGCACUACUGACAAUGACGGCACUGCAUCCACACUAUCCACAUCAACAUCAGACUCAGCGUCGGCAUCGGCAUCAGCGUCAGAAUCAGAAUCAGUACCAGCGUUCGCAGCAGCAAUAUCAAUCAACCGCUCCAAACGAUGCCGCCUCAAUAGUCGCUGUAGCGCCGACAAAGAACACAAGCACUUCCAGCAGCGACGAGUGCAAAGACAGCAACAUACAGCAACUGAUACCACAUCAUCUGCCGAGCAGCUGACGCCAAGGACUAUGUCAAACCAGUCGUUGAGCCAGUCACAUCGAUUCGGCGAUUUCUCCCGACGCGCCAAAUGCCGCAGAGGAUAUUGCUACCAGCACAGGCUUGGGCUCGUCUGUUGCCGCGCAGCAGGGCGUACUCUCUCAGCACGUACGGCUGUUGAAAAGCCGCCAGCACUAGCACUGGUUGGUUCCGCGGAUGGUUGGCCGAGAAAGUCGGGCCACCUCACCCAAUGCUGUGGACACUCUUCACUCACUCCCCGACCGCCUCUGAACCGCCAGCACAAAGUAGAUGUAGCACAUCCAGCAGCAGCAACAGCAGUAGUAAAAGCAGCAGUAGCAGUAAUGGUGAUGCCCGUGACACGACAAUUUACAAGGAGGAAGGCCGCUGCACAAGCGCCUGCGCACGAUUGGAAAGUCGGUGUUCGAGUUGUUUGUCGAUAUGGCGCCGGAUUGGGCGCGCACAAUAGGCGCCAAAAGCCUCGGUCGCAUCGCGUUAUCGGCGUGCACGGCUGGUUCCCGAUACGCAUGGUGCAGAUGAUCGCUGGAGAGCCCACGGGCAAGUCGGAAAAGUUCUGUCUGAUGAUGCGAGACGCGCUGAAAUCCUAUCUUCUCGAGAGCCAUGGCGUCGAAAUUGACGACGAGGAGAUUACAUUGUUUCCACUAGUUGGCGAGGGCCGGAUUGAGGAUCGCGUCGAGCUGCUACUCUCCCAAAUAACCGACACCGACGAACCGGCCGACAAGUCCCACCCAGAAAACGCGCCCGCUCGCAGCGAAAGCCGCGCGGCGUCGGAUAUUAUCAGUUUGUCAGCAACCGCAGCGGCCAGCAGCAAGGGGAAGCGCAAGUCGAUUGCAGUCACUACAGCAGCCAAAGAGGCCGUCGCAGCCGAUAGCAGCAGCAACCCUACAGGCAAGCAGUCAGUGGUGAUAGCAGAUGCGUUUAUGCCCGAGCGCAGCAUGCGUGCGGAGAUUCUCAAGGCGGCCGAUACCGUGUUUGUCGUUACACACUCCCAGGGAACACCCGUGUCGGCAAUGUUGCUAGAGCGCCUGAUAGAGCUGGCCAUCGUCGACACUGGCCGGCAGCGGGUCGGCAUGUUGGCAAUGGCGGGGAUCAGUCAUGGCCCAUUCCCGUACUUGAAAGACAAUUUGGUAAUUCGGUAUCUCGAAUCUGAGGCCGCGCGCGAACUCUUCGAGCUGAUGGACCCAGCUCCUAUCAAAGCCAGCGCUACCACUAUUUUGCACAAGGGGGUACGACUGAUAUGCACAGGCUCGUGGGUCGACGAGGUCGUGCCUCUCUACUCGGCAAUACUGCAGGGAGUGUCGCAUCCAAACGUGUACCGCGCCGUGUACAUCGAUGCGCCCCACUACUUGGAUGACUUUCUGACCAACCUCAUCGUGUUUGCGCUGCGACUACGCAAUAUGGACAUUUAUGACCACGAUUUGCUCAUCCACCUCAGCGAGGUCGUGGCCGGCUCGCUCUGGGGCCACUCCGGCCACUCAACCGUCUACGGAGAGCCCGCGGUCUACAAGCUGUCCAUAAAAUGGCUGCUUUACUCGACCUCGUCGACAUCGAUAUCGACCUCAGAGUCCGUGCCCAGCGCGGCAAUGGGCAUCGCCGCACCGCGCCGCGCAAGCGUCAGCGGGGCGCAAACACACAUGUCGUAUCGGCCGUUUAGCGCAGCCGAUAAGCUCAAUCCAUUCUUCAUUCCGUGGAUUAUGCGCACGCUGUGGGACGAGCCCGAGAUCAGGCAGAACGACAGCCUGCGCGUCGAGCUCCAGCGGCUGGUUACACUAUUUGACAAAUGGAUGCCCGAGACCAAGGCAGGCAAGGAGCUAAAGUACCGCCUUGAGCCGGUGCGCGCGGCCAUGUAGUUGCCAAAUGUUUUUUUCAUUUGCACUGUAUUGGCACUACAAUUGCAUGGGUGAAAGGUUCUAAAGUUCUUAUUUUUUUGGAGGUUAAAAAUGUAAAAAUAAAUAAACACGC